This is a messenger RNA of Pseudonaja textilis, 313 nucleotides long. The record is from RefSeq and is a predicted model, not a curated record. NCBI's taxonomy places the organism in Eukaryota, Metazoa, Chordata, Lepidosauria, Squamata, Elapidae.
UGAGGUGGCUGUGCCAAGCUCAAUUUUUCAUCAUUCCUUUUGGUUUCUCACCUUCGGGGAGCCCUCUGUAUCUGGUUUAGCCGCUUCAAAUUGCACCUAUUGGCUUUCUGCCAUGAAACUCAUGCAGGUUCUUAUGAAACUUAGUCAUGAAAUUGUCACCAUUGAACUGAAAAAUGGGACUCGGGUACAUGGAACAGUGCCAGACAGUUUGUCUUUGAUACUUUGCUGGUUGGCUGUUGAACCAAAAGUCAAAUCCAAAAAAAAGGAGGUAGUUGCAGGUAAAGGAUGUGGAAGAGAACAUGGAAGAGGAUGA